CUUCUCCUCCCCUCCUCGUUCUGCGUUUCGUUGAGCCCCAUUGCUCGCCGAUAGUCGUAACUUAAAAGAUAAAAAUAUAAGUACAGAGAGAAGGAUUGAGGACAAUUGCGUACGGAAAUAAUGGCGGCAACAAUGAGGUGUCUUAUGAGGUUCAAUGUGGGACUGACAAGCAAUACUCUUCUGAGGAAUAGCUUCCUGAACUCUUGCAGAUUUUUGUAUUCGGACCAAAGCUUGGGUCUGCAAGGCUAUGAAAAUGCACGAUUAAACUUCCGCAAUCAGUUUUUAAAUGUGGAGAACACAUUCCGCAGUAAGAUGGAGGAAGUGUGCAACGCAGACUCGAGUAUGAUUUUCACUGAAGAUCUGAAGUCCAUGUUGCAUCUAGCUCAAAAGAAACCCGAGGACAUUGAACUGCUUGUCAAGAUGCUGACGAAAUUUAACAAUCAAACUAAGGAGAUGAGAUUUGGUACUUUUAUCUUCGGUCCUGUGGUGAUGCGCACCUUCUAUUAUUUGGACGAACCAGAUCUCGCGUACACUGCUUUCAAGGAUCCCAAGUUCGAGAAUUUCUUUGAUCAAUUAGUCAGUUACCAGAUUCUCUUAUCUCUGUUAUAUAAGCAUGGAAAGUACGCUCAAAUGAGAGAGGUGUAUGAUAUAAUCAGGACCAGGCAUAUAGAGGCCGGAUAUGCCAGGAAUUCUUUGAUAUUAGUUAUGGCUGCUUGUUACAAGGAGAACACACCGGAGACGUUGGAGUAUGGCUUAAAAGUCUGGAGAGAAAUUGACGAAAAAGGAUAUAUGAUCAUGCGUAGAGCCACCACAUUUUUAGCAGCUCUAGCCAUUAAGCAAAAUUUGUCUCAUAUAGCUAUAGAAAUUUUAAGUUCGAUAAAAGAAGCCCGAUACAUCCAUAUAAGAUGUUUGAAAAUUGUAGCUUACGCGGAUUUGAAGAGAUUCACCGAGAUAGUGCCCAUACUUAGAGCAUCGUUGGAGCACGACAGGCCGAAUUCUAAAAAAGAAUGUUAUUUUAGAGACGUGAUUGAGAACCUGGAAGAAGCUAUGGCAACGGAGAAUAUCCCUGAGGACUUUGAACUUUACAAGUUGAUUACUUUGUUGAAGAAGGAUGAUCACAUCCUACCCGAGACAUUGGAAAACAGUAUUUGCGCGGAAAUAAAGGUGGAUAGAUCGAAAACAAGGAAAUUUGGCACAAUGGCAGAAUCCAAUUUUUCACAGCGACAGCAAAAUUUUACGCGUAAUAAUAGUAGACCGGCAUUGCGUGAUCUUUUGUAAGUAUGUUUAUAGAAACAUGUCCAUACGGAAGUUGUAGAGUGUGUCUCGAUAUAACCGAUGUGAUUGGAGUUAUCUGAGACAAAUUUAAGAUAAAACCAUUGACUAAAUAUACGAUUUGUUUCGACCGAUGAUGGACGA
This is a messenger RNA of Temnothorax curvispinosus, 1416 nucleotides long. Its product is annotated as pentatricopeptide repeat-containing protein 2, mitochondrial-like. The transcript is spliced from 5 exons. Gene Ontology annotation, molecular function: RNA binding. Gene Ontology annotation, biological process: mitochondrion organization; regulation of mRNA processing; multicellular organism development. Lineage: Eukaryota; Metazoa; Arthropoda; Insecta; Hymenoptera; Formicidae. Bases 121 to 1278 code for a protein of 385 amino acids. Gene Ontology annotation, cellular component: mitochondrion. The record is from RefSeq and is a predicted model, not a curated record.